GACAGGGAGCUCACUCUUCUAUGUUGAUAUAAUCGAUUGCAUACAGAUUAUGCAUUUUUAAGAAUCGCUUUUUGUUUUAAUUUAUUCAAGCAUCUGGUUUGGUAUGCUUAAACUGAGGAUUUCUCUAUUGAUAAGAACUACUGGAAAUUUAUAGGGUAAGAAAAGUCUUAUUUGGGAUCUGAUUCAGUGGUGUAUUUGAUUUGAUUUGAUUUUGUAAUUUUCCCUUUAAUUACUUCUGUUUUUCUAUGGGCAUCACAAUUGAUAGUUUGGUUACUGGAGCCAUCGAAAUCCCUCUUCUUUAAGCGCUCGUUUAGUGUCUAAGAUUGGAUUGGAUAGCUGAUGAUAUUAAAAAUUUUGUUCAAACUGAAAGUAAAAAAUAGGGGUAUUGCUCGUGAAGUAAACUUAUCCCUUCAAAUCCCCACAAAAUGGUAGAUUACGAAGAAUAUGUUUUCUUCGUGUCUAAUCUCUUAUAACAUACUACAAAUGAAAAAUCAUUCAUUUUUAUCUUCACAGGUACCUUGAAUUACACGUUAUCAUUCGUUGAUGGAGCACGCGUAUCUCGUAUUCGAUACUUCAGUGGAUACCAUACUCGCCGGAUACAAAUGGUUGAUAUGGAGAAAACAGAACUGAAGAAGUCAGAUUCAGCCGGGUUGGACAAUAGUAUCACUCCAGAUAGUUCAAUGUGGCUGGUAGAAUAUCUGGAAGAGAUGGACCAGAGCAUUAAGCAAAUGCUGAAGCUGAUCAAAGAAGAUGGUGAUUCUUUGCCCAACAAAGACGAAACGUUUUUGCAGAAGAAGCCGGAAUUAGUUCAGGAAUUUCACCGGAUGUAUCGUUCACUGGCCGGAUGCUAUGAACACUUGAACAAAGCACAUAAGGGGUUUGGAGAUUCUGAAUAUGGUUUCAACCAAGGCUCUCCUCUGCUGACUCCCGAUGCUAAACAUGGUUUGCGGAAAUCCGACGAUCAAGUUGUUGGUUUUGAUAUAUCACUAAGCUCAGAUGGUUCUAGUCCAGCUCUUUCUAUAAAGAAUGGCGCUGAAUCAUCUUCCUCUUCAUCAUUGGGAUCCGAGUCAGAUUCUCCUAAUUCCCCGGUCAGCAAUUACUCGGUUCCACCUCCGAGCGCUGAUUUCGACAGUCAGGGAUGGCAGCAGAAGAUUGCUGAGCUUGAAAGAGAAGCUCCAGGUAAAGGAGUCUGAUCUUACAAUGGAGAAAAUGUGUGUCUUCGAGCUGCAAGAACAGACAGUUGAGUUGGAAAAUCGUGCAUUAGACAGUGAUAAUGAGAUUCGGAAAUUGAUGGAGGACUUGGAAGUGACUAAAGAAAGGCUUAAGGGGUCGAACAAAGAGAUUGCGAAUUUGAAGCAUGAACUUGCCGAUAGAAUUUCCAAAGGCGCUGAUCAAAUGCAAGGUUUUGAAUCUCAACUUGACUCUGAGAGAAAGCAUGUUUCGGAGCUGCAGGAGAGGAUUGUGAGGUGACAUAUUCGGCCGCGAUCUUGAGGUGAUGCAACUGAAGGGCGCAUUGCGUGAUGCACAGGAACAAUUCUCGCUUGAGAAAGCAGACCUGCAGGCAUUCAAGUUUUGCAGCGAAACAAAUUGUCUUGGACACGAGACUUGAAGAAUUGAGUUUGAGAAACAAGAGGUUAGAGUACGAAAUAAGGCAAACAAGAGGUUAGAGUACGAAAUAAGGCAAUGUGAAACGGAUAAGAUGGAAAUGGAAAGGCUGCAUGCUGUCUACGAGAUGGCAUUGCAAGAUGAAAUAAGCCGCCUGAAAGUUGAAGUUGCUGAUAGAAAUGGACACGUGGUCCUCUGCCUCCAAUUCCAACAUUUGC
Malus domestica (apple) is the source of this 1823-nucleotide messenger RNA. Lineage: Eukaryota; Viridiplantae; Streptophyta; Magnoliopsida; Rosales; Rosaceae. The record is from RefSeq and is a predicted model, not a curated record.